AUGGCGCAAAACAAACAAGACUUCGAGCUGAAUAACGUCAAGUCCGGUGUCGUGCAAUCCGAGUCCUUCGGGUCCUACGAAGUCACGAACGACACCAGCUACGCGGCGGAAAGCAAAGAUGGUCUAGCGCGGAGAUUUGUCAAUUCGUUUAAGCGCGCAGAGGACCCUGCUACCGGAGACAACCUCGAACAGCUCGGCGAAGAGGCCGGCAACUACGAAAGUAACAGUAAGCACAAGACGCUGAAACAGAACAUCAGUCCCAGACACGUGCUCAUGAUAUCGCUUGCUACGGGUAUCGGUACCGGUAUGCUGGUCGGGAACGGUAAGUCCCUGCACAACGGUGGACCGGCAGGGCUGGUCAUUGGGUACGUGAUCGUCUCCAGUAUGUUGUACUGCGUGAUCCAGUCCGCCUCGGAGCUGGCUAUGAUCUACACUUCGCUUGCGGGCGGUUUCAACGCCUACCCGUCCCUCCUGGUCGAACCGGGGUUCGGAUUCGCUGUUUCGUGGGUGUACUGUCUACAAUGGCUGUGUGUGCUACCGCUGGAGCUCGUCACGGCUUCGAUGACCAUCAAGUACUGGAACGAUGUGAUCAACCCAGACGCGUUCGUGGUCAUUUUCUACGUCUUCCUCGUGGUUGUCAAUUUCAUUGGGUCUGCUGGGUACGCGGAAGCGGAGUUCUUCUUCAAUUCGUGCAAAGUGCUCAUGAUCACCGGUUUCUUCAUACUGGGUAUAAUCAUCAACUGCGGAGGUGCCGGUAACGACGGAUACCUGGGAGCCCUGUACUGGCGGAAUCCGGGCUCCUUUAGGGGCCACAAGGCGAUUGAUCAGUUCAAGGGUGUGGUAGCGGUGCUGGUCAACGCUGCUUUUGCAAACGGUGGUGCCGAGUUUUCGGUUUUGACCGCUGCAGAACAGUCCAAUCCAAGACGCUCUAUCAAAAGUGCAUCCAAAAGAAUGCUGUGGCGUAUCGUGUGUAUCUACUGUGGGACCGCGAUCCUGUUAGGGUUUCUAGUUCCUUACAACUCCGACGAGCUGCUUGGGUCCGGUGGUUCAGCGACGCACGCCUCGCCUUUCGUCAUCGCGAUUUCCUCGCACGGCGUACGGGUCGUCCCCCAUUUCGUCAACGCCGUGAUUCUGCUGUCAGUCCUUUCGGUCGCCAACUCGGCUCUGUACUCGUCUUCGCGAAUCCUGCUUUCGCUAGCGGAGCAGAGCUACGCGCCUCCGUUUUUGAAAUACGUCGACAGAAGAGGCAGACCUCUCAUGGCGCUUGUUGUGGCUUGCAUCUUCGGGCUCAUCUCGUUCGUCGCGGCAUCCCCUAAAGAAGAGACCGUGUUCACGUGGUUGCUUGCCAUUUCUGGUCUCAGCGAGCUUUUCACAUGGUCCGCCAUUGCGCUUUCUCACAUAAGGUUUAGAAAAGCGAUGCAGACGCAAGGCCGUUCCCUGGGCGAACUGGGCUACAAGGCGUUGACGGGCGUCUGGGGCUCCUACUAUGCGGUCUUCCUCAACGUGCUCAUCCUCAUCGGUCAGUUCUGGGUCGCCAUCUCUCCCGUUGGCGAAGGCAAGCUGGAUGCCAACGCGUUUUUCGAAAACUACUUGGCCAUGCCGAUCCUGAUAGGAUUGUACAUUUUCUACAAGCUCUGGAAGAGAGAUUUCCGCCUUUUGAUCCCAGCGGACCAAGUCGAUCUUGUGUCCCACCGUACCAUUUUUGAUGCCGAAAUCCUGCAAAAAGAGACAGAAGAAGAGGCCUUCAGGAUCAAACAUUCUUCGUGGACUGUUCGUAUGUCGAACUUCUGGUGUUAA
Messenger RNA from Lachancea mirantina, 1797 nucleotides. Lineage: Eukaryota; Fungi; Ascomycota; Saccharomycetes; Saccharomycetales; Saccharomycetaceae. The record is from the annotation of a GenBank genome assembly.